Molecule: messenger RNA, 2989 nt
Organism: Drosophila mauritiana
Lineage: Eukaryota; Metazoa; Arthropoda; Insecta; Diptera; Drosophilidae
Gene: ClC-c
Product: H(+)/Cl(-) exchange transporter 5
Exons: 10
Coding region: 1-2679 (892 amino acids)
Biological process (GO): chloride transport; transmembrane transport
Cellular component (GO): early endosome; Golgi apparatus; membrane
Molecular function (GO): voltage-gated chloride channel activity
Source: RefSeq, a predicted model, not a curated record
AUGGAGAAGUUUCCGCUGAAGGGCAGCAGGGAGGCCGCCGCGGAGGGCAACAGCUACAUAACCGCCUACCAAACGGUCAUGAAAAAGUCGAACGGCCACACAAACGGAGCCGGCGGCGACGGCGACCUAGACGGAACUUUUCGUGACCAUCCGCUGGCGCAGCACACCAAACUGACCACAUCGCUGACGGCGGCGGGCACCGACGACGAGGAUAUGAUCGACAUCACACCGCGCUCCAGUCCGGGCGAUGUGAUCGGCGGCGGCGGAGGAGGAAGCAGCAGUGGCUAUCACCGAGAAACGGCCACCGAAUCGGACACCGAACGAGAUUUCGGACACUCUGGCGGCAACGGCGGCGGCAAUCACCACAAUCAGCGGACAAUGCACCAGCAUGUGCCAACUCACAGUGCCUUCGGCGAACCCAUGGACGGAGCACUAUCCUUCUAUGGUUCCUCGGACGUGCAAGAUGAUAUUCCUGGCAUUGGGCAGUACGAAGAUUUUCACACCAUUGAUUGGCAGCGGGACAUUGCCCGUGAUCGUAUGCGACAUCGCUACAUAGUCAAGAAGCGACAGGACUCCUUGUGGGAUCUGAUAAAGGGUUCCAUUGAUGCCGGAUCUGGCUGGCUAUGUGUUUUACUCGUCGGAAUCGCCGCAGGCUGUGUGGCCGGCAUGGUGGACAUUGGAGCUAGUUGGAUGUCGGAUCUAAAGCAUGGCAUUUGUCCACCCGCCUUUUGGUUUAACAGGGAACAAUGCUGCUAUCCGGCCAAACAGUCAGUGUUUGAAGAAGGCAACUGCUCGACGUGGAAAACCUGGCCAGAGAUCUUUGGUUUGGAUCGAAAUGGCACCGGACCAUAUAUCGUCGCUUACAUCUGGUAUGUGCUGUGGGCUUUGCUAUUUGCUUCGCUCAGCGCCUCCCUUGUGCGAAUGUUUGCGCCCUACGCCUGCGGAUCUGGUAUUCCCGAGAUAAAGACCAUCUUGUCGGGCUUCAUUAUACGCGGCUACCUCGGAAAAUGGACGCUGCUGAUCAAAUCGGUUGGUCUGAUGCUGUCUGUGUCCGCUGGCCUCACUUUGGGCAAGGAAGGACCCAUGGUCCAUAUUGCCAGUUGUAUUGGAAACAUAUUCUCACACGUUUUCCCAAAAUAUGGUCGAAAUGAGGCCAAAAAGCGUGAGAUUCUUUCGGCAGCAGCAGCGGCAGGCGUCUCGGUGGCCUUCGGAGCACCAAUCGGUGGAGUUCUCUUUUCGCUGGAGGAAGUGUCAUACUAUUUUCCAUUGAAGACAUUGUGGCGCUCAUUCUUUUGUGCAUUGAUUGCCGCAUUCGUUUUGCGAUCACUGACUCCGUUUGGCAACGAGCAUUCCGUGCUAUUUUUCGUGGAGUACAACAAGCCCUGGAUCUUUUUUGAACUUAUUCCUUUUGUUUUCCUCGGAAUUAUGGGGGGUGUUAUUGGCACGUUCUUCAUCAAGGCCAAUUUGUGGUGGUGCCGCUACAGGAAGUUCAGCAAGCUCGGCCAGUAUCCAGUUAUGGAAGUGCUCUUCGUUACCCUGGUCACUGCCAUCAUUUGCUACCCCAAUCCAUUUACCCGAAUGAACAUGAACGAGCUGAUAUUCUUAUUGGUUAGCAAGUGCUCACCCGGAGAUGUCACCAAUCCGUUGUGUGAUUACAAGCGCAUGAACAUUACAUCGGGCAACAGUUUCAUUGAAGUUACGGAACCAGGUCCCGGUGUAUACAGCUCCAUUUGGCUGCUUAUGCUUACCUUUAUCCUUAAACUGGCCCUGACCAUCUUUACCUUUGGCAUGAAAGUGCCCGCUGGUCUGUUUAUUCCGUCCCUGCUGCUGGGUGCCAUCAUGGGCCGCAUUGUUGGAAUCGGUGUGGAGCAGUUUGCCUACAGCUAUCCCAAUAUUUGGUUCUUUACCGGCGAGUGUGCGGACAGCAAUCUUAUCACACCCGGACUGUAUGCGGUUGUAGGAGCAGCAGCUGUGCUGGGAGGUGUCACUCGAAUGACCGUCUCCCUGGUAGUGAUCAUGUUCGAGCUGACAGGCGGAGUGAGGUAUAUUGUGCCCCUGAUGGCUGCUGCCAUGGCCUCCAAGUGGGUAGGUGAUGCUCUCGGCAGGCAAGGUAUCUACGAUGCGCACAUAGCGCUGAAUGGUUAUCCGUUCCUAGAUAGCAAAGAAGAGUUUGCGCAUACAACACUGGCCGCAGAUGUGAUGCAACCAAAGCGGAAUGAAACCUUGAAUGUCAUUACCCAAGACUCCAUGACGGUGGACGAUGUGGAGAACCUUCUUAAAGAAACGGAACACAAUGGCUACCCGGUGGUGGUGUCGCGGGAGAAUCAAUAUUUAGUGGGCUUUGUGUUACGCAGAGAUCUCAACUUGGCCAUAGGCAAUGCCAAGCGUCUGAUCGAGGGCAUUAGCAGCAGCUCCAUCGUAUUAUUCACAUCAUCCCAGCCCAUUCAAAAUCUGGGACCGCAGCCGCUGAAGCUGAAAAAGAUCCUUGAUAUGGCACCGAUCACAGUUACAGAUCAAACGCCAAUGGAGACGGUAGUGGACAUGUUCCGAAAGCUGGGACUGCGCCAGACAUUGGUAACACACAACGGUCGUCUACUGGGCGUAAUUACCAAGAAAGAUGUGCUGCGCCAUGUGAAGCAGAUGGAUAACGAAGACCCCAAUACGGUGCUCUUCAACUGAAUUUAUCAGCCAAUCAGAAGUUGGGCGAGCGCUGCUUCUAGUUAUUAUUAUGUGAACUAUGUGCAAAAUGCAGAUUGCAAUCUAAGCUUAAGUGAAAAGUUGAACGAGUGGAUGCAAAGUGGACUGAAAUGGAUUAGAGUGGAAUCGCGUGAUUAGAACAGAUAGGAUCGGACGUUCGGACGUGAGAGAUUUAGCAAAAUUGUGUGCAGUUCUAUUAUAUAUUUAUAUAUCGCAUAUAUCUCGUUAAUGUUAAUUAUAUAAUUUAUUUUACUGUAGGCAAAUGGUUAUAAAAGAUUAGUGUAUUCAUUUA